GCAGCGACCCCGAUCGCAGACCUUUCAAGCUUUGAGCAAUGUUCCGCGUUCCAUCCAACAAUCGCCAUACUCACUGCUCCAACCGACAUCAUCUCCCGGGCGGGGACCGCUUCGAAUAAGAUCAACAUGUCAGACCGACCGCUCUCUGGGCGGCCGCUGCCGUCGUCCUUUGACGACAAUGAGGACUUCUACAACGAAUCCGGCGUUCAGAAGGUUCUCCGCCGGAUGAAGGAGGAGCCGCUAGUUCCAAUCGGAUGCAUCCUCACUGUCGCGGCCUUCACCAGUGCUUACCGAGCGAUGCGGCGCGGCGAUCACUACAAGGUCCAGCGCAUGUUCCGAGCUCGUGUCGCCGCGCAGGGCUUUACCGUGUUGGCAAUGGUUGCGGGCGGCAUGUACUACGCCGAAGACCGCAAAAAGCAGAAAGAGCUCUGGAAAUUGAAGCAGCAGCAGGAGGCGGAGGAGAAGAGGCAGAAGUGGAUCAGGGAGCUCGAGGCGCGUGACGAGGAAGAGAGGGCGCUCCGAGAGGCUCUCGAGAAGAAACGAAAGCGGGCAGCCGAGCGCACGACAACCGAACCGGGGAAGGAGGGCGUUGCAGCGCAGGCGAGGGCCGCGCUGAAGGGGGCGAAGGCGGCCAACGCGGAGGAAAGCGCCGAGGCCUCAGAGGACCCUGCGGACAGCAAAAGCAAGCCCAGCACUUCAAUUCUAGGCUCACUAGGCGGUUGGUUUGGUGGGUCAAGCAAAGCACCGCAAGGCUCUGCCAAGGACUCAGACGACUCGAAGCCCGAUCCUAAGGACGGUCACAAGUGACACCCGCUGCUGUGUGUCAGCAGAAGUAGGGGGGCUUCGAUCUGUAAGAUUACGACGGGGUGUGUCGCAUUGUGUAGUAUGUGGGUUGGAAUCGUUCCAGUAUU
This is a messenger RNA of Thermothielavioides terrestris NRRL 8126, 911 nucleotides long. RefSeq lists its product as uncharacterized. The transcript has 2 exons. The coding region runs from base 127 to 807 and encodes 226 amino acids. NCBI's taxonomy places the organism in Eukaryota, Fungi, Ascomycota, Sordariomycetes, Sordariales, Chaetomiaceae. The record is from RefSeq and is a predicted model, not a curated record. Gene Ontology annotation, cellular component: mitochondrion. Gene Ontology annotation, biological process: mitochondrial respirasome assembly.